Molecule: messenger RNA, 630 nt
Organism: Ogataea philodendri
Lineage: Eukaryota; Fungi; Ascomycota; Pichiomycetes; Pichiales; Pichiaceae
Exons: 1
Coding region: 1-630 (209 amino acids)
Source: RefSeq, a predicted model, not a curated record
AUGGUCUCGCCAAAUGUCCUCGAUAUCGCGCGGGUUUGCCCACCCGUAUCCAUCUGCACUGUUCUUGAUGAACAUCAUUGGAGGCAGAUCGUCAAUGUACCAAUUGCCCGGAAUUUCAACGAGUCCUGUUUCUUCUCCUCUUUGGAGCGGUUUCAUCCACUCCUCGGCCUUUUUCGAGUAGUCGAUCUUGGUCCAGGUGUCGCCUGUGCGGAACCAGUAGCAUUGGCAGUCGUGGUGCGACAUGGAGUGAUCAUACUCGAUUCCGUAGUCCAGCAGCAUCUCCACUCCGGCCUGGCUCGUCUCCCACCACGGAGCAACAGAUCCGGUGGGGGGUUUACCGCAGAAAUCGGUCAGCAGCUUGAAAGUCUUGUCGAGCACGUCUUUCUGCUGCUCCAACGUCAUGUCGGUCGGGUUUUCAUGGGAAUAUCCGUGGAGUCCAAUCUCGUGGCCAGCGUCUCUGAUCAUGGCACACUCCUCGGGGAACGUCUCCAGCGAAUGGCCCGGGAUAAACCAGGUACCUUUGAUGUUGUACCUGUCAAGCAUUUUCAGCAUACGUGGGAUACCAACGUGGCCUGCAAACAGACCACGAGAAACGUCGCUUGCCGAGUCCUCUCCACCGUAGGACCCUAG